AUGCGGCAGUUGGUUUUUGUCUGUUUGUUUUUCUCCCACCUUGCGACGUCGUUUCGGUUCGUUUCGGCAGGAAUUGGAAAUGCUUUUGUUCGUUACCAAACGUUGGACAUGGCUCACCGAGCUAAGGUUGAGUUGUCCGGUCAGUACAUUGGCAAGUUCCAGUGCAAGAUAGGAUACGGUAAAGCUACUCCGACGACCAGAAUUUGGGUUGGUGGUCUUGGCGCAUGGACUUCGGUUACUCAGUUGGAGCGUGAGUUCGACCGUUUUGGUGCCAUCAAAAAGAUCGAAUAUAACAAAGGGGACACCCAGGCCUACAUUCUGUACGAUUCUAUUGAUGCUGCUAUGGCUGCGGUGAAGGAAAUGCAUGGAUUCCCGUUAGGGGCACCGGAUCGUCGUAUUCGUAUCGAUUUUGCUGAUAACGGAACAACACCAUCGUUUUCAAAGCGCAGUAGAGGUUUUGAGGAAGGCGUGAGUAUCGUCGCGGCCCCGACUACGAAUAUCCGGAAGGCGGUGCAUCAUACAAGGAAAAUUCAUCAUCAUUGGUACCGGAACAUCAUUACAUCGUAUGUGUACAUUACAUGACGGAAGAUCAUCAGUAGCAUAAAACGAAAUCUCUUCAGUUUGGACUGCUAUGGCGUCGUCCUCGUCAUCAGCCUCCGCAACCAAUUCCUAUCUGGGAGGUACCGUAGCAGCAUCACGACGAGAGCACAUAAACAGCACCACGGAUUACUAUGGCUUAUUUAAUC
Messenger RNA from Armigeres subalbatus, 746 nucleotides. Its product is annotated as RNA-binding protein spenito-like. Gene Ontology annotation, cellular component: nucleus. The transcript is spliced from 2 exons. Lineage: Eukaryota; Metazoa; Arthropoda; Insecta; Diptera; Culicidae. The coding region runs from base 1 to 582 and encodes 193 amino acids. Gene Ontology annotation, biological process: regulation of alternative mRNA splicing, via spliceosome. The record is from RefSeq and is a predicted model, not a curated record. Gene Ontology annotation, molecular function: mRNA binding.